Molecule: messenger RNA, 4092 nt
Organism: Penicilliopsis zonata CBS 506.65
Lineage: Eukaryota; Fungi; Ascomycota; Eurotiomycetes; Eurotiales; Aspergillaceae
Exons: 4
Coding region: 181-4092 (1303 amino acids)
Biological process (GO): intracellular calcium ion homeostasis
Cellular component (GO): endoplasmic reticulum membrane
Molecular function (GO): ATP hydrolysis activity; ATP binding; P-type ion transporter activity
Source: RefSeq, a predicted model, not a curated record
CAUUGAGAGGUGGCUUCUUCCAACUGCUUCUCUCAACAUCUGUCUGGCAUCUCGAGCAGUCUCGGCGGCCAGGGGAUCUUGCGACUCUCUUUGUUUCCUUGAUGAGCGAGUAAUCCCUUCUCUGUCUUUUGUGCUUGAUAACAUCAGACCCCGAGUUGCGCGGGUCGACCGACUGCCAUCAUGGCGAGACUUGUCGAUGACCACCAGAUUCAGCAUGCAUCGCUCCACAAUCCUUUGCCUCUCCAGCUGCACACUUACGUGUGGCCCUUUCUGAUCGUUUGGCCGAUUUUCUUCGCGUUUUACCUCUCCCCUGAACGCUACGACGAAUAUAUCCAGGGUCAAGAAUGGACGUUUGUUUGGUCGGGGUCCAUCAUUACGGCGCAAUCCCUCUUCUGGCUCAUGACAAAAUGGAACAUCAAUAUCAACACUCUGUUCACAACAACCAAGGCCAAGUCCGUCGACACAGCCCGUCUGGUUAAAGUCAUCCCAAUCAGUAACGCCGGAUCUGCCGAAAUCUGUACUCUCGAACGUGACAUCAAAGGCGGAAAGAAGACACUCUCUUUUCUGUUCCAGAAGCGUCGUUUCUUGUACUAUCCCGACCGCCAGUCGUUCGCCCCCCUGUCCUAUGUGCUUGAUGAGGAGCCCAAGCCAAGCAUCAAGUACUUUCAGCAGAGCCAUGGAUUGACGACACAGGAAGAAGUCGAACGCAUCGGCCACCACUACGGCGACAACAAGUUCGAUAUUCCUGUUCCUGGGUUCAUUGAAUUAUUCCAGGAACACGCGGUGGCCCCGUUCUUUGUCUUCCAGAUCUUCUGUGUAGGUCUUUGGAUGCUGGAUGAAUACUGGUAUUAUUCGCUCUUCACACUGUUCAUGCUGGUUGCUUUCGAGAGCACUGUUGUCUGGCAGCGUCAGAGGACCUUGAACGAGUUCCGGGGUAUGAACAUCAAACCGUACGAUGUGUGGGUCUACAGAGAACGCCGGUGGCAGGAAAUCACCAGUGACAAGCUUCUUCCUGGCGACCUCAUGUCGGUCAACCGAACAAAGGAAGACGGCGGUGUCGCGUGCGAUAUUCUCCUGAUCGAAGGCAGCGUAAUUGUCAACGAAGCGAUGCUCUCUGGUGAGAGUACCCCGCUGCUGAAGGACUCUAUCCAGCUCAGACCAGGUGACGAUCUGAUUGAGCCCGAUGGUCUGGAUAAGAACGCCUUUGUUCACGGUGGAACCAAGGUCUUGCAGAUCACGCAUCCGAACAACCACAGCGAUAGUCCCGAGAACCCUCAGCACGUCGCUUCUGAUGUUCCAAACCCCCCUGACAAUGGUGCGUUGGGUGUGGUCGUGAAGACCGGAUUCGAAACCAGCCAGGGCAGUCUUGUCCGUACUAUGAUUUACUCUACUGAGCGUGUCUCUGCCAACAACGUUGAGGCAUUGUUGUUUAUCUUGUUCCUUCUCUGCUUCGCUCUCGCUGCCGCGUGGUAUGUCUGGCAGGAGGGUGUGUCUAAGGAUCGCAAGAGAUCCAAGCUGCUUCUUGACUGCGUCCUUAUUGUCACCAGUGUGGUGCCUCCCGAGCUUCCCAUGGAACUCAGUCUUGCUGUCAAUACCAGUCUUGCUGCUCUCAGCAAGUUUGCCAUCUUCUGCACAGAGCCUUUCCGGAUCCCAUUCGCUGGGCGCGUCGAUGUUGCAUGCUUUGACAAGACCGGAACCUUGACCGGUGAGGAUCUUGUUGUUGACGGUAUUGCCGGACUCAGCUUGGGCAAACAGGAUGCGAAGGUUGAGUCGGAUGGUGCCCACACAGAGCUCACAAAGUCUACCGAUAUCGAACUGGACACUACCCUCGUACUCGCCAGUGCUCAUGCUCUCGUGAAGUUGGAUGAAGGCGAAGUUGUGGGUGACCCUAUGGAAAAGGCUACUCUUCAAUGGCUUGGCUGGACUCUUGGGAAAAACGACACCCUCACUUCCAGGAGCGUAUUGUCUGCCACCACCGGCACCCGCCCUGUGGAGUCUGUUCAAGUCAAGAGACGGUUCCAAUUCUCCUCGGCUUUGAAACGCCAGAGUACUAUUGCUACAAUCACGACCAACGACCGCAAGACAUCUAAAAGGUCCAAGGCCACAUUUGUGGGCGUCAAGGGUGCACCUGAAACCAUUCGGACUAUGCUUGUCAACGUUCCUCCCCAUUACGAAGAAACAUUCAAGUAUUUCACUCGAAACGGAGCUCGAGUUCUUGCCCUUGCUUGCAAGUAUCUCUCUACCGAGGCCGAGCUAUCUCAAGGACGUAUCAACAACUACGUUAGAGAAGAAAUCGAGUCUGAAUUGACCUUCGCUGGUUUCCUUGUCCUGCAAUGCCCCCUGAAGGAAGAUGCAAUCAAGUCCGUCCGCAUGCUCAAUGAGAGUAGCCACCGUGUUGUUAUGAUCACUGGUGACAACCCGUUAACUGCCGUCCAUGUCGCGCGCCAGGUUGAGAUCGUCGAUCGCGAAGUCCUGAUCCUCGAUGCACCUGAGAAUGAUGAUUCUGGAAUAAGACUUGUGUGGCGAAGCAUCGACGACAAAUUCAACCGCGAUGUCGAUCCCUCCCAGCCUCUUGAUCCCGAGAUUCUCAAAACCAAGGACAUCUGUAUCACUGGAUAUGCUUUGGCCAAGUUCAAGGGCCAAAAGGCUCUUCCAGACCUGCUUCGCCAUACCUGGGUUUAUGCGCGUGUCUCUCCCAAGCAGAAGGAGGAUAUUCUUCUUGGUCUCAAGGAUGCUGGUUACACGACUUUGAUGUGCGGUGACGGUACCAAUGACGUCGGUGCUCUCAAACAGGCACACGUCGGCGUUGCUUUGCUUAACGGCUCUCAGGAAGACCUUACUAGGAUUGCUGAGCACUAUCGCACCACGAAAAUGAAGGAGAUCUAUGAGAAGCAGGUCGGCAUGAUGGAACGCUUCAAUCAGCCUGCGCCCCCUGUGCCGGUACAAAUUGCUCACCUCUACCCUCCCGGACCUAGAAAUCCUCACUACGAGAAGGCCAUGGAGAGAGAGGCACAGCGCAAGGGUGCUGCCGCUGGCGCCGCUUCUGGAGCCACUCAGAAUGCCAAUAUUCCAACCAUCACUUCACCCGGCGCACAAGCUUUGCAACAAUCCACUGCUUCUAUGACCCCUCAGCAACAGCGACAGCAGCAGGCUUCUAUGGCGGCCGCCGGGCUUGCCGAUAAGCUUACUUCCUCGCUGUUGGAACAGGAGAUGGAUGAUAAUGAGCCCCCGACCAUCAAGCUGGGCGAUGCAUCCGUGGCCGCUCCCUUCACCAGCAAGCUUGCUAAUGUCAUCGCCAUUCCCAACAUCAUCCGUCAGGGUCGUUGUACCCUCGUCGCCACCAUUCAAAUGUACAAGAUCCUUGCUCUCAACUGCUUGAUCAGUGCAUACAGUCUGAGUGUCAUCUAUCUCGACGGAAUCAAAUUUGGUGAUGGUCAAGUCACGAUCAGUGGCAUGUUGAUGAGUGUUUGCUUCCUUUCCAUCUCCCGUGCCAAGUCCGUGGAAGGCUUGUCCAAGGAGCGCCCUCAGCCAAACAUUUUCAACCCGUACAUUAUUGGUUCGGUCCUUGGACAGUUCGCUAUUCACAUCGCGACUUUGAUCUACCUUUCGCAAUACGUGUACUCUAUUCAACCACGCAAUGACGAUAUUGAUCUCGAGGGCGAGUUUGAGCCAUCGCUGCUCAACAGUGCCAUCUACCUGCUGCAACUCAUCCAGCAGAUCUCAACUUUCUCUAUCAACUACCAGGGCCGGCCUUUCAGAGAGUCCAUCCGCGAGAACAAGGCCAUGUACUGGGGUCUUAUUGCUGCCUCGGGUGUUGCUUUCUCCUGUGCCACCGAAUUUAUUCCCGAGUUGAACGAGAAGCUCCGUCUUGUGCCCUUCAGCAACGAGUUCAAGGUCACUCUCACCGUGCUGAUGGCCUUGGACUAUGCUGGCUGCUGGGCUAUCGAGAAUGUUCUCAAGAACCUUUUCAGCGACUUCCGACCCAAAGAUAUUGCCGUUCGCCGCCCGGAUCAGUUGAAGCGUGAGGUGGAACGCAAGAAGCAAGAAGAGCUUGAAGCCCAGGCGGAGAAGGAGCAGAAUCGGAAGGUCUAG